Filobasidium floriforme is the source of this 1539-nucleotide messenger RNA. RefSeq lists its product as uncharacterized. NCBI's taxonomy places the organism in Eukaryota, Fungi, Basidiomycota, Tremellomycetes, Filobasidiales, Filobasidiaceae. The coding region runs from base 1 to 1539 and encodes 512 amino acids. The transcript is spliced from 2 exons. The record is from RefSeq and is a predicted model, not a curated record.
AUGGACCUGCGACUCUUGGUCACCGCGCUUCUGUUGGCUUGCAACGCCGGCUAUCUGAUCUGGAAAGCCAAAACUAACCCAAAAGGUCGCUCCUCGUUGACAAGAGGAUGGACAGAUGGACCAGAGACUCCUGUAAAUGAGAUAACCAUAAGAGGAGCGCAAAAGAGUGCGGAACGAGGUACCGAUGGGUUACGAAGCUCUCUGAAGAGUGAUUCUGAGAAGCCUCGUAAUAAGCUGGAAAGAAGGGAUUCCAAAAAGACAGUCAGAUUCGAUCGUGAUCAAGAAUCAGAGGCAGAGGCAGAGGUCGAGGACAUGGUGGGCCUCGAUAUACAGCUGUCUGAACCUCUGUCGGGGCGGAUCAGCGAGACGAACUUGACAUCAAUGGGCCAUGGCAUGCGGGUCCAUCUGCUGAAGAGCGUCAUAGGUCCCAACCCAGAGGACACCUUUGAAUCGAUUCAGAUCAACCUUUCGGAGCUUCCUUACCCCCGAUCACGCCAGUCCGCUAAGCAGGACAAGGCAACAGCCGACAGGUUGUUGGGCGAUACGGCGCGGUUGGUGUUAGACCUCCGCGAGCUUGAGGUCGACCUGACGAUACGCCCGGCUUCAACUUCAGCCGAUGGUGAGGGAGGCGGGACGAGUGUGAAGGAAUGGAUUCAAGCCAGCGAUACGUUUGCUAGCUCUGACAAGGUAGCUACAGAUGUUCCCGAAGCCAUGCUUCCUAUGAUAGGCCUCGUAGAUUCGGUCGCAGAAGCCGAGAAGCAGAACGAGGUUCAUCUGAGCCAGCUACUGGCCAUCUUGAAACCGUCGAGGGUCAAAUUGACGGAGAUCUGUCUUGCGGAAGACGCCGACGUCAAGACGUUGUCGGAUCCACCUGGACCUACGUUCAUCGAUCCUUCCAGACCCCUCGUAUAUACCGGAAAAAUGCCGAUAGUCAUCGCGGGCAAUGAUUAUUUCACGAGACCCAACCAGGUUCUCAACUAUCUCGAGAUCGGCCCUUGGAUCCCCGUGAGCGAUCGAUGCGAGACGGAAUACAAAUUCGUCUGUUCACGGUGGCAGAUCCGGGUAUUGGCCAUCAGGGUAGCCUGGCCGGACAAGAAACUCCUUAAACGAUCCAGCAGUAUACCCUUGCCGGAGAUCCUUUGGGAUCGGACGAUGGGGUUUUCAGCAAUGAUCGAUAGGCAGAUCGGGGCCACGGUUUCAGGUUCAGAAGAAUCUGUAAAGACUCGAAUAGUCUUGAUCCUCGACCGGGCCAAGCACGCUGCAAAGAUCGCUGACGAACUCGACAGACUAGCCUAUGAGGAGGGCAAAGCGAGUCUGCUUCGCGGAUCAAGCGACACGAAAUCGCACCUCAAGGCGUUCAAGGAGAUGGUCUACUUUGUCUGUCCUCAGACGAGCCAAGAGGUGAAACACAUAUUUUCCGUGCACAGCAAAAAGAAAAAGAAGGACAAGGCGAAUAUCACCCCCAAACAGCAAUCAGCUGAUGGGGGCAAGGUGGUCGACCUGCCGCCUCUCGAGCCGAGUCCAAAAAGCAAGGCUUGA